UGUAAAUACAUCACCCGGUGCUCGAUUUCCUUCAUCACCUUAUGGCACCCCACCCAUAGUACCUCUGGAAUGUCGCCGUGUUCAAGAGUUGGGCAUAUAUCUCACUGAACUAUCGCCGGGACCUUUGCAUUUGUCGUCCUGGGCUACAUCCCCAACAUGCCCUCGACAUUCCACCCAUUCUCAGCUCUUCCGACCGAGCUUAGGCUGCGAGUCUGGAAAGAUGUCAUUCGGCCAGAUCUGCCAGCGGUGCACAUUUUACGUCUGCAUGUUCCUGGCUCGCAUGUUCCAGUUCGACCCCAAGACACAAUCCGGUUUCCUCAUCACCCUGCAUACCAAAGACUUUUACACCCCGAUGAUUUUGUGGCUAUUCCAUUGUAGAACAGGUAUCUAGAUGGUAUCUACAAUGGCAGCGACUUUAAUAUAUCGACAUACCUGACCGAUGCCGGACUGUGGACGGCUUGCCACGAAUCAAGACUCACGAUGCAGAAGCACUUUCUGCAGGACCCAUGGCUCUCUCCUCCGUGGACGGGGUACUACAUCUCUGGCGGUGCUCCCGCAUAUAUCACAAUCCGUUACAACGAUGACCUAGUUAUCCUGCAGCUCGACAGCCUCGAAUUCGAAAAAUGGGAUGAUGAAACAGUGGGCCGCUUACAAAACAUCCAUGAUAUCCAUAUCGAGUACAGAGCUGAGUGGAGCAUCGACUUUUACGAAGAAGACGAAGGGGGCGAUGAAGCCGAUGCAUUUUGAGACUGUGAACCUUGGAACGCGCGUUUGGUUGAUUGACCAUAACCUGAGACAAAAGGUAGACGCUCCCCCUUGCUAUGAAAAGCGUGAUGGAUAUUUUUGGGAGCUCCAGAAUGUUUCUUUUUAUGGGGCCGACAGGAAGUUCUCUAGCACUGGUCUUGAAAAAGGGGGAGAGCGCCUGGCUCACUGGGAAUAUAUUAACCCAGUCUCAGAUGGAGAUCAUCGCAAAUUCUCAUUACACUUUGCAGGCCGACUGCAGGAGUUUUAUAAAGAACGAUGAAAGUGGACUGAUGCCUCAGGAUCGGUCUUGGGGCUUCUUGGGUGGGAUCGCCUUUGA
Molecule: messenger RNA, 1081 nt
Organism: Fusarium odoratissimum NRRL 54006
Lineage: Eukaryota; Fungi; Ascomycota; Sordariomycetes; Hypocreales; Nectriaceae
Exons: 1
Coding region: 629-1024 (131 amino acids)
Source: RefSeq, a predicted model, not a curated record